Messenger RNA from Musca vetustissima, 1830 nucleotides. RefSeq lists its product as uncharacterized. The record is from RefSeq and is a predicted model, not a curated record. Lineage: Eukaryota; Metazoa; Arthropoda; Insecta; Diptera; Muscidae. Gene Ontology annotation, molecular function: glutamate-gated receptor activity. Gene Ontology annotation, cellular component: membrane. Bases 1 to 1830 code for a protein of 609 amino acids. The transcript is spliced from 3 exons.
AUGAACGUUACCGCUCUAUAUCAGGCCUACCAGAAUAAAUUGGGUGGCAGUGACAUGAAAUUGAAGACCCUGUUUGGGGCCUGUUUACUCCACAUUAUCAGCCAUUAUUUCGUGCGAUGGGCAAAAAGUUUUAUUCUGAUAAUAUCGACGGAACGAGAAUCCAGUUCGAUUUUCUAUAAUGAUAUACUGGAUGAAGCAUAUACCGGAUGGGGACAGUAUGUUUUGCAAAUUGUCAAUGUGCAGAAGGGAGAACGACGCCGUUUGGAUGAUAUAACCGAUUUCAAUAUGGUCCUGGUUGAUUCAUAUGAAAGUUUUGUAGCAACGGAUCUAACAGCCCACACCUGGGAUAAUGACCACAAUGAAUACUAUUACAUCUUUCUUAAGAGAUCAGAUUCAAUGGUGCGUAUGGAUAUGGAAAAAAUAUUCGAAUAUUGUUGGCGGAAACAUUUAAUUAACUGUAAUAUUCAAAUACAAACGGAUAAGGGCGAAAUUGAAUUGUAUACCUACUACCCUUUUACACCGCAAAAUUGUGGCAUAGUUGAAAUUGUCCGCAUAAAUACUUUUAAUGGUACAUCAAUGUCGAGAACGAUUACAUUGUUUCCAAAUAAAUUGAAAAAUUUUUAUGGCUGCCCUCUUCGAGUGGCCGUUUGGAAUAUACCACCAUUUUUAUCGGUAACAACCGAUGCGGAGGGAACGCUCCAAUUGGAUGGUGGCUUUGAGGGGCGUCUAUUGAAAGUUUUGAGUAAGCGAUUUAAUUUCAAAAUUGAAAUCCAAUUAUUUGAUGAGAGUGGUCGGGGUAAGAUAUUCCCGAAUGGAUCCACCACGGGAGUUUUAAAGAUGUUAAACGAUCGCAAAUUGGAUUUAAGUGUGGGUUCAUAUCAUCACAAUGCUGAACGAAAUAGGGUGGCCACAUCAAGUGUCAAUUACUAUCAAUCAAUUAUAUCGGUGGUGAUGUUGAGAAGUGCAUUACGCAUAAGUAAAUCAGAGGUCCUAAUACACCCCUUUCAAACGAGCACAUGGCUGGUGUUAUUACUCACUAGUGCGGUGGUCGUCUUGGGUGUCUACACCCUUCGUUAUUUACGCCAUACACCGGCGGUCCAACCAGUCACCGAUGUCUUCGUCAGUCUAUUGGGAAUUCCUUUUGUCUAUAUGCCACCAUAUAAGGAGAUGCGUGUCUUUGCCAUGGCGUGGAUGUUCUUUACCCUGAUUCUUCGUAGCAUCUAUUUGGGUUAUCUCUUUCACAUGAUUCGGUCGCAUCUGCAGAUUAAACCACCAGUCGAUUUUAAUGAUUUAAUAAAUCAUAAUUUCCACAUUGCCGUUAGUCAGGCUAUAAAUAACAUAAUAAAACACACCUCGGAACUGCAAGGUCUUAACUACACCAUCUUACCGAAUACGCCCGAAAGUUAUACUCUGGAAUAUUUAUUAACAUUGCCCAAGGAACAUGCCAAACAUACUGUCGGAGUAUCGGUAAUAGAUUAUUUGCAAUAUAAUAUUCGUGUCAUGCGCAAGAGGGAGGUAUUUCAAAUAAUUCCGUAUGAUAUAAUUGGAUUUAAGACCUGUAUCUAUAUGGCCAAACAUUCGUAUUUGAGUAAUCAAUUAAACGAUUUUCUAAUAUGGACGACUGAUUUCGGCUUAAUUGAAUAUUGGAAAAAAGCCCAAUUGGAUACGGGUUAUAUAAACAAGAAAUAUCACCGCGAAGAUGAAUUAUUCGAUAUGUCGGAAUUGAGUACAGUAUUUUAUGCGGUGAUUUUGGGUGAUGUUGUAGCUGUCGUGGUAUUUCUUAUGGAAGUAUUUUAUCACACAAAUUGGGUGAAUAAAAAGAAUGAUUAA